AGCCAGAUUUGUCGUAAGCUUGGAGUUGGGGGAGCUUUUAUGGAUUAAUUGAAUGCUGCCAGUGUACAUAGCAACAACAACAAUAACAAAGCACUCAAGUUUCUUCAAAUUCAGAUUCAAUCUUUCGGCCAAUCUCUCAAGUAACAAUCAAACUUUUUCUAUAGUCGAUUCAACACUACCUACUGUCGAUAACCACUCUCAAGCUCAUCUUAUGGAGUCCUCAUUACACGGAGUUUGGGAAAGUGCCGUUGGCAAUCCCUUUAUCCCUACAGUUGGAAAAGAUAGCCAGUUCACCUUGGGAUUCUCUUUAUUGUGUAUAGGAGUUCUUCUUUCUGGAUUGUUUGGACUCAGUACGCGUCUCAAUAUCAUAAUACCACGCUUAGACUAAUCAUUCGCUUUAGAUCGAUCAGCUCUUACUGUGCCUUUACUUGGACUCCCUGCCUCAGCAGCCAUUGCGUAUGUUAUAUUCGAAAUGUACCCUUUUGUACAUAUACUGAUAUCAAGUAGGUUCGGCUCGGUUUACAUGAUUUGCGCCGUCGGAGUUUAUGUUUAAGAUACCCCUCCAUCGAAACGAACAUACUACUUUACUAUAUUUUUGUACAAUAGCUGGAUGAUAGGAAAAGCAAAGGAAUUUAAUAAA
Sclerotinia trifoliorum is the source of this 640-nucleotide messenger RNA. Lineage: Eukaryota; Fungi; Ascomycota; Leotiomycetes; Helotiales; Sclerotiniaceae. The record is from the annotation of a GenBank genome assembly.